Molecule: messenger RNA, 1185 nt
Organism: Arachis ipaensis
Lineage: Eukaryota; Viridiplantae; Streptophyta; Magnoliopsida; Fabales; Fabaceae
Source: RefSeq, a predicted model, not a curated record
AUGGGUGGAGAGAGCGGAAGAGAGGGAGAGGGAGCAGACGAGGGUAGAGUUUUCGGAAGCACAAGAAUAGCGGAUGGCGAAGGGGGUGGCGACCAGGAAGGUAACGGAGAGAGGGUGGAGAUUCAUGUCUCAAGGUUGGCGGAUGAGUCUUGGAAAGGGAAGAACGUCAUGGAGGCCGGGGAAGGGUCUGGCAGGUCUCAUGAUAAGGCCUUUGAGGGAGAUAUUGGGCAAGCUACACCACAGAGUAUGAGAGAUGCAGAGAAGAGAGCAAAGGGAUGGCUACGAUCAAAGACGGGGAGAUUCCCUAGCGUAGAAUUCACAGAGGAAGCUAGGGAGAUUCUCUCUGCUCCCUAUAGGGAUGCCAUCAUCAUCAAAGUUCUUGGCAAAUCUUUCAGCUAUACUGCUAUCACUCACAAGUUUAGAGGAGUCUGGAGAACCAAAGGUGGUUAUGAGGUUUUGGACGUUGGUUUUGGUUAUUUCCUCAUCAAGUUUGACUUAUGGGAGGAUAGAGAGAGAGUUCUUCUGGGCGGUCCGUGGAUGAUAGCGGGAAACUAUGUGGCGGUAAAGCCGUGGUGCCCUUCUUUCCAUCUGUGUGAGGAUUUCUUUGGAUCCAUUUUAGUUUGGAUAAGAAUCAUCGGACUUAGCAUAUGGUAUUAUAGUGAGAAGGCUAUCUUAAACAUAGCGAGAGCGGUGGGAAAGCCGAUUAAGGUUGAUUUAGCCACCAAGUCAGCUGAGCGUGGAAAAUAUGCAAGAGCGUGCAUCCAAAUCAAUCUCGGCCAAUCUGUGAUACGCAAGAUUCUGGUUGAUGGCUUUGAAUACGCCAUAGAAUAUGAGAACCUGCAUCUCAUUUGCGGAAAAUGCAAUUGCUUUGGGCAUGUGACUCGGGAUUGUGAGAAGACAAAGGGGGAGGAAGAGACUCUACCGGUGGAAAAGACUGCCGCGCCGGCACGGAAGGAACAGGAUGGGGAAGAAGACAAGCCAUCAUCAACCACCACGGUUAAACCGGCGGAGAAAAUGGUGCACCAGAAUUUUGAAUUUGAAAAUGCAGGAGUCAAUGCUGCGUUGAAUGUGGAACAAGCAGAUCUUGUGCAGGGAACGUUGCAUGAGAUUUUGGAAGAUAUUAAUGCACCUAUUGAUGGGGAAUGGACUACGGUUACUAAAAAAGGAAAAGCUAAGAUAGGCUAA